CAGACUCCAAAUCCAACUUUCCAUUUACAGCCUCCGCGUUCUCUCUAAGCUACUCAUCAUCUCUUCCGUGCCCUUUCCAAUCGGCUCUUCUUUCAGCAAUGGCGGAUAAGCCCAGUCGAGCUCUGGUAAUUUUCGGUGAUGGGUUGGCUCGCUUUCUCGAUCAAUCUCAUUCCCAUCUGCAUGCUCUCGCAUCCCUAGCUUCCUGUGGGUUUUUGUCACUUCCCAAUGCUCCUCCUUCAGAGAGUGAGGAAAAGCGGACUAUUCGAGAGCUUGCGCUUCUAUUUGAUGCAUCCGACUCAGACGUCAAUAAGAAUCGGGACGGUUGCGAAGGAAGUAGUCAGAAAAAGUCCAUACCUGAAAGGUUCAUGGGAAUGAGGGCUGCAUUACUGACAAAUAAUUCAGUCGUGCAAUCUUUGGGCUCUGAACUUGGCGUCUCUUUGUUGCGAUUGGAUGAGUUGAUGCAAAUGAACCAUGUGGGGUUGCCACCGGUUGACUUUCUAACCUCUGAAUUGCUGAAGAAGCUUGGCUUUCAAGAUGGGAAGAUACAGGAUGCAAGUGAGUUUGAUUUAUUGUUUGUGCAUAUAGGGGUUGGUGACAAAGUUAAUGAUGAGAAGGACAGAACAGCUUUGGAUGAAAUGAAAUAUAUUGAUGCUUUGGUUGGUGAUAUAUUGCUAAAGGCUCAACCUGGGUCAGAAAUUGGUUCCCGUUUGCACUUGUCCCUUCUAAUGAGCUAUGGAAAUGUCUUUGAGGAUGAUGAAAACAGCUUAUCUGUUUUGACUUCCAAUGGUGUGAAAAAUUCUGAUUUGUCAGAGCUCUUUCCUCGUCAAAGUUACACGAUGAUGGGGGAAGUCCAGCGGAAUGACGUUCGGCACCAUUCACCCAUGUUAGCUGCUCAGUGGCAACACGGAGUAACCCGCAAAGAUAAAGCAGAAACAUUUUCUUUCAAGGAGUUUAAAGAGCAUGGUAGCAAUCUAGUAAUACCAGCAGACAGAUUUAUACAUGAGGUGGCGUUUAAGCUUUGGAAGGCCCCCAAGUAUGGAGCUUGAGAUGAACAACCCCUCAAGACUAUUUGAAAAUGAGAAUAAGUCCCUCGAAGCACAAGUUUUGCUUGUGAACAAAUUGCCAGAAGCACUUUAUGGAUUCCAAAUAUUUUUGCUUAUAAUUUGAUGCUUGGGAAAAGCAAAUCGUUUGAGUGCUGCAAUUUUCGUAGAGAACGGCUUCGGUUUAUAAGAAUUGCAUUUGUAAUGAAAACUCCAGUUUCAAUUUGGAAACUUAACGGAAAUACCUUUUGCCUUUUAAGAUGAAA
Messenger RNA from Cucumis melo (muskmelon), 1306 nucleotides. RefSeq lists its product as uncharacterized. The transcript is spliced from 6 exons. Bases 99 to 1046 code for a protein of 315 amino acids. The record is from RefSeq and is a predicted model, not a curated record. NCBI's taxonomy places the organism in Eukaryota, Viridiplantae, Streptophyta, Magnoliopsida, Cucurbitales, Cucurbitaceae.